Messenger RNA from Vicia villosa (hairy vetch), 2381 nucleotides. Its product is annotated as pumilio homolog 12-like. Lineage: Eukaryota; Viridiplantae; Streptophyta; Magnoliopsida; Fabales; Fabaceae. Gene Ontology annotation, cellular component: cytoplasm. Gene Ontology annotation, biological process: post-transcriptional regulation of gene expression. The transcript is spliced from 5 exons. Gene Ontology annotation, molecular function: mRNA binding. The record is from RefSeq and is a predicted model, not a curated record. The coding region runs from base 165 to 1811 and encodes 548 amino acids.
AAUUAAUAUUAAUAUUAAUAAUUAAUUAUUAACCUUAUAAAGUUAUAAAUACCCUUAUUUGUUGAAACCCUUUAAAUCUCUCUUCCUCUAAAGUCUAAAAACUAAACCCUCUUUUCCAAGAAUCCUAGUCACUGUGCCGUCGUCGUUGUUUUUCGUAGGUAAAGAUGAAACGAUUCAAUCCCGAGUCCAUUGACGACGACGACUCAGUUUCUUUUGAGCCUCAAUCAAGUUUUCUGCGACGCGUUUCGUCGCUAAAUCAAUAUCAAACCCAAACAAUGAGCCAGAAUGUUGAUCAGAACCAAAACCCCUCUGGUAAUGAUCGUCGAUUUGUCCAUCAAAUCCAGAAUCCUUGUAGUGAGAAUCAAACCCUAGAAGCUGCUUUUUCUCGGCUUUCUGUUGGUGGUUCGUCGAAUGGCUACGGGGUUUCGUCUUUUGAUGAGAAUCCUUACUAUAACCAUGGGGUUCAGGCUACUAAUUGCUGUUUGAAUCAAGAAAGUAGUGUUGGUUUCAAUGGUGAUGUUCGAAAUAACAUCGGUUACGGUUACGGUCGAGGUAGACCUUUGAUGAUGUCUGAGAUGGAUCGUAUGAUGUCUAGUCAAAUGGAUUUUAUGUUGAGGCAAAAUGGUUAUGGUUAUAGUAAUGGUUUUGGUAAUGGUUAUGGGAAUGGUUAUGGUUAUAGGAAUGUUAACAAUCUUUUGAAUGGGGCUGUUGCUGGUAAUGGUGGCGGUCGAGGAUUUCAAUAUGGUUUAUUGAAUGAAUCCUUGGCGCCGCCGAAUGUUUCUUGGGUCAAUGGUAUUGUUAAUCAUAAUGGAAGGAGUCAACAUUGGUUUGAUCAAUUUCGUGGGAAAUUUUAUUCAAUGGCUAAGGAUCAGAAUGGAAGUAUGAUUUUGGGGGAAUUGAUUGAAAAAUUUGGAAGAGAGGCUGUUUCAAAUAUUUUCACGGAGGUGAUUGAUUAUGUUUCUGAGCUGAUGGUUGAUCCAUUUGGUAAUGUUGUUAUUCAGAAGAUGGUGGGACUAUGCAACGAGGAUCAACUGACCCGGAUCAUUCUUAUGGCCACAAGCUAUGAUUGUCAGCUCAUUAGACUUUCUGUUGAUCAUUAUGGAUUUCGUUCUAUUGAGAAACUGUGUGAGAAUGCUACCACUAGAGAUCAAAGGCGUCUUAUUAUGUCUGCUUUGAAUCCUGCUGCUCUUUUGUUGGCUAAGGAUGUUAAUGGUCAUCGUGUGGCUCUCUCUUGUUUGAGAAAUUUCCCACAUGAAGAUACUAAGGUAUUCCUGAGUAUUCUUGCAACUAACUCUCUGUCGAUUGCAAGAGACAAGACUGGAUGUUGCGUGAUGCAGUAUUGCGCUAGCCAUGCUCAAGGAGAACCUAAGAAUCGGUUGAUAGAUGACAUUGUACUAAAUGCUCCACUAUUAGCAGAAGAUUGUUACGGCAACUAUGUGCUUCAACAUCUAUUGUCUAUGAAAAUACAGAGAGUUUCAUGCAACCUACACAGACAGCUUGAAGGACGAUUUGUAUAUCUUUCCUGCAAUAAGUAUGGGAGUAAUGUAGUGGAAAAGUUUUUCCACGACGCAGGUAUAGUUCUAUCUGAAAAAAUCAUUGCAGAGCUGCUAAACUCUCCAAAUGUAUCAAGGCUCCUUGUGGAUCCAUUUGGAAACUAUGUCAUCUGUACAGCACUGAUGAAAUUUAAGGUUAAUCCCUAUCUUAAGAAUGCCCUGCUGGAUCUGAUCCAAGCAAACUCUCUAAUGAUGCGCAGCAAUAUGUUUGGCAAAAAGUUGCUUGAUAGGGCUGACAAAGAAUUGCGGAAUAUGUAAACAUGGGUCUGAUGCCGACAAUGUGUAACCCUUUUCAUCUAUCUCCUUUUCUUCAUCUUCUUGUUACUCUUACCUCUGGUAUACUAGUAGAAUUGAAUACUGAUGCGUCUUAGGCAGUUAACCCAAAUAAACAUUUUGGUCUUAGUAUUUGAUGUCUUAGGCAGUUAUCCAAAAAAAAUCCCAUGUGUUGUUCCUGUUGUGCGUUACUAAAAAAAAAGUUUCCGUGCUUUAGAAGUGAGAGUCUUAGGUUAUGUCUGUUGUUGUUUGAUUAUUUUCUUUCAGUUUGUUUUUGUUUGUUUUGAUGAUGGCAUGGAAUGGAAGGACUUUGCUUCUGGAACAGUUUAGAUUGGACAGUGCUGUAUAUGUUAUAGAAGCUGGAGCGGGUCUUACUACAAAUGUUGAUAUUCUAAUGCUGUAAUUUUUAUGAUUCUACUGUUAUAGUUGCUCCAUAUUGUCUUGUACAAUAAGAUAAUAAGUUGGAUGCGUUGUUUUGCUUUAUAUUUUUGCAUUAUCUCUGAGAAUAACAUCUUGUUAUUAGGACACUUUUAUAUCAACUUUCUUUCAUUUUGA